AUGGAUAAAGCUGUUAUCAGUGAUCCUGAGAUAUUAUCCUCUUACAAUGGUUACACUUACAGACCCAGCAGAAGUGUCCCUUGUCUGUUAUCUAUAAUGAACAAGCAGAUAAGACGGGAGCAAGAUAACUUAACUAACUCUCAUUGGAAAGGGAUGACCAGUAGUAUCCAGCCGAUCUCCAAUCAUCGCUUCUCAGACUCAGCGUACGUCGUCUACAACAACCAGACCGCCGCAGUUCCGCGCCACUCGCAGGCCCACUCAGAGUCACGUGCACGGAAUGAGCCGCGCGGUGAGCCGCGUAGGGACAGCAAGGAUAGAGAUAACAAGGAAAGGGGGAAACACAAGGAUCUGUACGCAGUACCUCAGCGGUCUUACUCCGAUACUGCACCACCAAGAGAAAAUGGUACAAUGUUUAACACACUCGGAAGAUCACGGAACAGAAAAGAUGAUGACGUACAACGUACUGCAACGCUAGGUCGCUAUGACAACGCGCCCCGUUAUCAUGACGAACGUGCACCACCGCCCCCGCCGCAGCGCCAACCUCGACACUUUGAGGACGAUCCAAGAAACCGUGAGACUGCCUUCCCGCCCAGAGAUGUUUAUUUCGAUAAAGUGACCAGAUCGCGGGACGAUGUGUACGAUUCCCAUUCCCAUUCCUCCCAGUCCAGUAAAGGAUCCCGGAGAUACGCAACUCUGCAACCCAGCCAAGUUCAGGAUUACAGGAGAUAUUCUGAACAGGAGGAAAACAAGAUACAGAGAAACACAGUGAGAGAAGCUAAGAUGAACGGUAGCAGUAAGGUGCCGGAGGAUUUAUACAAGGCUGUUCAACAAAGGACUCCGAAUGAACACAUAUUUGUGGAAUACGGAAAAGAAGUAAAGCGAGUUGUGACUCCACCCCUACCCAUACCAUUGGAUCAGCUGAGACAGAAGAUAAUAGCGACCUUUGGAGACGCCCUAACAGCUGAUAUGGUCCCACUUAAAGCACUGUAUAUACAGGAUUCUCAGACCAAGAUAUUUUAUCAGCUCGAUGAUCACAACGAUGUUAUUAAAGGAUCCCACCUGAAGCUGCACGAGGAACUAGUGAUAAAGAACAUUGACCGUGGCAGCUCCCAAUCUCUUGAGGAUCUCAACAACUCCUCCAACUCGUCCCUAUCCUCUGGAGGAGGGUUCGUUAUCCCUGCUACUCCUGUCUCCCUUCCCACCAAACCCACUAAACGUCCCGGAAAGCGACGUAAUGAUUGUGCCAGAAGAAAAUCCAGACUAAGUUUGGUGGAAGAAAGAUUGUCGAUGAUAACACACGAGAUAAAUACCAUUCAUAAAAGUGACACCUGCUCCGAGGUCUCUAGUCAAACAGAUUUGCCGGCGAUAAUUCCCGACACAAAACCAACUCUCUCCCACCUACACAGCAUAAUAAAAACCCUGUAUCACAAUCUUCAAGAAACCAAAUCAGAACUCAUGUUGCUCAAACGAAGAGAGCUAGAAUCCAAGGCGGAAAUGGAUGAGAUUAUGAAAAGUACAGCGGAGGAGAUAACGAGGCAGAUCCAGGCAGCCAUGCCUAAAGGGAUCAGGGGGCAGAGAAUGGAGGCUGACAAAGUUGAGGCAGAGUAUAGACAGAUCUCCGAAGAAACUUACUCGAAUAUAAAGUAA
Molecule: messenger RNA, 1647 nt
Organism: Bolinopsis microptera
Lineage: Eukaryota; Metazoa; Ctenophora; Tentaculata; Lobata; Bolinopsidae
Exons: 12
Coding region: 1-1647 (548 amino acids)
Cellular component (GO): cytoplasm
Source: RefSeq, a predicted model, not a curated record